Molecule: messenger RNA, 2399 nt
Organism: Dicentrarchus labrax (European seabass)
Lineage: Eukaryota; Metazoa; Chordata; Actinopteri; Moronidae
Exons: 11
Coding region: 59-2098 (679 amino acids)
Source: RefSeq, a predicted model, not a curated record
CCUUGUCUAACGGAGCUCCGCCAUUGUUCGUACAAGGAGCCAGCGACUGAACUACAUUAUGGCUCACACUAGCUGUUCUGUUCUUGGCUGCACAACCCAACACAGCACUAUACAUAGUCUCCCAGCCUCAGAGGAUUUACUAGUCCAGUGGAUUCAUUUUAUAUAUGAUGGCAAUGUCCCGGCUAGAGUCGGCAAAAGACUGUAUGUGUGUGCGAACCACUUCUUGACGGACUGUUUUCAGAACCUCGGUCAGGUCAAUGCCGGACUGGCUAAAAGACUGUUGCUGGUAGAGGGAGCAGUACCAACAGUCCGAGGCAGCACGGUAGAGGAAGUAACUGCAAGCACAUCUCGACUGGUGGAUAGGGUACAUCAUGUGGCAUGCCAGACGGACCCACCAUCAACACGCAAAAUUGGAACACAGCUUUCAAUGAAGACUCUCCAACCUCAUUUCAGAAGUACAGGCACACAGAAAACAGUUUCCUGCACUGAUGUUGGUGUUGGCACCUCAGCUGUUGCAUUCUCUGCAUCACUGCCAACACAAAUAAAGAGACCAUGUAAGAGACGUCGCUUGGAACAGGAGGAGAAGGAGGAAGAGGAGGAGGAGGAGAACCCUUUAGAAGGCAGUUCUGUUGACAUUGAAGAACCACAUGAUUCUACAUAUGACCCUGCAGACACCUUGACCGAGUCAGCAGAUGUGACAAUGGAAUAUUCUACCCCUGUCCAUAAGACUCCAACUUACAUUGUGUAUGAAAGCUGCCUAAUGGAGCUGUUUGAAGUGUGCCCUGUGUGUAAGCGGGAAUGUGACGUGCAGAGAAGAAAAUUAGGCACGUUCCUCUCUGUAGAACAGCGGUGUCCGCAUUGUGAGUUCUCCAGAAAGUGGAAUAGCCAGCCUAUUGUUGGGAGCACUCCUGCUGGGAACCUGCAGCUGUCCACAGCAGUGUAUGCCACUGGUGCCUCUUUCUUUAAGCUUGAAAAGAUCUUCCGGGCAAUGCAGUUGAAGAUGUUUCACUAUGACUCCUUUCGAAGGCAUGUUCGGAUGUACAUAGAGCCUGCGAUUGUACACAGAUGGAAGACAGCCCAGACUGCAAUGUUGGAGCAGCUCAGUGAGCAGCAGAGUGUCAUCCUUGGUGGUGACUUGAGAGUAUACUCACCAGGACAUUCUGCCAAGUUUGGCAGCUACACAAUGAUGGACCUGAGGAGCAACACUGUUAUUGAUCUACAGCUGGUUCAAAGUAAUGAGGUUGGUGGAAGCUACCACAUGGAAAAAGAGGGUCUGAAGAGGAGCCUUGCUGUGUUGGAGGACCGGGGUGUGACUAUAGAUAGUAUUGUGACGGACCGUCACCCCCAAAUCCAGAAGUUCCUGAGGGAGGCCAAUAUCAUGCAUUACUACGAUGUGUGGCACAUGGAAAAAGGACUGUCCAAGAAACUGUUGAAGAUAUCACAGAACAAGGAGUGUGAGAAACUAAAGAAGUGGCUUCUCAGUAUAAAAAACCACAUCUACUGGACUGCUGCUUCCUCUACAUCAGGGCCAGAGAGAGCAGCAAAGUGGAUGUCCAUUCUCAACCACGUCCAGGACAUCCACACCCACGAAGAUCCUGUUUUCCCCCAGUGUCUGCAUCCAACCCGCACUUCAAGGGACAAGAGCAAAUGGUUGACAGCAGGAACAACAGCCUUCUGCAGACUGGAGAAGGUAUUGACCAACAAGAGGGUCCUCAAAGAUGUGGAGAAGCUUAGCCCUCAUUACCAAACCUCAUCACUGGAGGCUUUUCACAGCGUCAUUCUACGUUUUGCGCCCAAGAGUGUUGUCUUUCCUUUUCUUGGAAUGCUGUGCAGACUAUACCUGGCAGCCCUACACUUCAAUGAAAAUGUAGGGCGUCUACAGGCAACAACCUCAGCUGGGGAGGGAGAAUGCACAGCAAAGCCAGUGAAGGAGCAACCAACCUUCCAUUAUGUGGAUGAAAUCUUGGACCUGGUUUUUGAGAAGGUUUUUCCGGACCCUGGCCCAUACGCAGAUGAGGUGUUGAAGAUCUCCAUUCCUGAGGAUCUUUCUGCGCAGUUCGACAGACCGGACAAGAAGAACCGAACGUACAUGCCUUGAGUGUCGGAACUCUGUCCGUAUACGCAGCACCACACAGCUGGGCAGUACCACACAAACACCCCAACACCAGCUCACAAAGCUCCUAUAGGCCAAGUAUCUGUAACGGCUGAACAGAGUGGACAUAUUUAGUUAUACAUUUACAUUUAUACAUCAUUUUUUUGUUUGAAAUAUUAAUAUUACCUAUUGUUUAACAAUAGGAAAAAAACAAGUUGUACAUUAAUAACUUUUUGAAUAAUUCUUUUAACAGUUGUGUGUUGUUUGCUGUACUUGCAUUUCUAAAAAUAAAACUAUGUACGCUGUA